Molecule: messenger RNA, 3897 nt
Organism: Oncorhynchus nerka (sockeye salmon)
Lineage: Eukaryota; Metazoa; Chordata; Actinopteri; Salmoniformes; Salmonidae
Product: monocarboxylate transporter 5-like
Biological process (GO): monocarboxylic acid transport; transmembrane transport
Cellular component (GO): plasma membrane
Molecular function (GO): monocarboxylic acid transmembrane transporter activity
Source: RefSeq, a predicted model, not a curated record
AUGGGAUGUCCCGUUACAUGCGGCGAGACCACUGCAGUCAGCGAUAACGCCUAGGUUGGCUGUCAACCUGUAGAAAGACCUCUAUCUCCGAUCAUCUCUAUAAUCUCUAACUCUUAACAUUGUUCGUGCUCAUUCUCAAUUUUUUAGCCUUUAUUAACAUGAUGUUUUGACAGAGCAGUGGGACGUUUUUAUACCCCUUUGGGAGGUUUUCAGGGCGAUCGUUACGUGCCAGUCACGUGUCAGCCCCUGUGAGAGCGACUUUGGUUCACGCGACCCUUCUCAAUAAAUCGCAAAUGUUCUGUUGAACUCUGAGGGGGAAUACACACAGUUAAAUAAAGUUAUGGCUCAUUCAUCCUCAAAGGAACGGGUCCUGCUAUGUCGAUGUAUAUGUCAAGGAAACUUCAAGUAGAAGCAGCCUAUUAAGUGCACUAUCAAAAGGACAGUGUGCACCUAAAAUGUAGGAAUCUCCCAUCUAGCUCUUCGAGCGCAGAACACCAUCGAUAUUUCUUACUAUUGGAGAUCAAGAGGAAAAUACUUCAACAUCUGAUGGAAGAUUAAGGUGCAAGGCUAACCUUGACACAGCUGUAGAUGUAUCUCCCUAUCCAGACACACCAGAGGAUGACGCUACAGUAGACAACAGAUCUUUUGAAUUCUCUCUGCUGCUGCUGCUUUCACCAUGCUACCUAAAGAACACAACAGCGAGCCCAAGGCUGCCAAGCUCAGCCUGUUCAACAGAAAUAACGCCCUGAAUGCUUGUAUGAAGAAAGAGGAGAAUAAAGAGAAGGAGAUUCAUUAUGAGGAUUCCCCAGAUGGUGGCUGGGGCUGGAUGGUUGUACUUCACUGCUUCCUGGUGAAUGUGCUGGUGAUGGGGACCCUGAAGACGUUUGGGAUCUUCUUCGUGACAUUCCAGGAUGAGUUCGGAGGGUCGGCAGAGAGUAUCAGCUGGAUCGGCUCGAUCAUGUCUAGCCUGCGGCUCUCUGGAGGUCCCCUGGCCGCUGUAUCGUGUGCAAAGCUGGGGAACAGAGUGACCUCUAUAGCUGGGGCUGUGCUGGUCAGUGUUGGCUUCCUCAUGAGUGUCUUUGCCACCAGUGUGGUAUUCCUAUACAUCAGCAUGGGGCUGAUUGUGGGCCUGGGCUUUGCACUCCUGUACCAAGCCACCUCUGUUGUCACGGCAACAUAUUUCCGUAAGAGGUUAGCGACGGCAUACUCCAUCGGGCGGUCUGGGAUGGGCUUGACCUUUGCCCUCGCCCCUUUCACUCAGCUGCUGCUGGAUCAGUAUGCCUGGCAAGGAGCUCUGCUGAUCCUAGGAGGCCUGAUGUUAAACCUGGUGGCCUCUGGGAUGCUGCUAAGACCCAUCCACGUUAAGCCUGCACCACCCCCUUCCUCAUCUUCAUCUUCAUCCAUCCAAAAAAGCCCUCUGAUAGAUCCAGAGAAGGAGAAGCCCCGCCCUCAGAAUGGAUGCUGCUUUAACAGAUCCACAAUGUUAACCAAUGGCAUCACCAAAUCAGUCUUCUCUUCCACUCCACAACCCCUGCAUUGGGACACUGAGACCUCAGAGAAGGUCUCCACACAUGGGUUGGGUCAGAGCAACUACAUCCCCCCACCUCCACCAAACCCUGAACUGACCAAGCUGGUACAAAACAGCGUGAACAGGCACGUUCAGGAGGCAUCCCCUCCCACAGCCACCAUAGACAGCCCCAGCCUCAUGGAACAGAACGGUACCAUUAGCCUAAACGGUUCCGCUGUGUUUGGGUUCUCCUCACCUAAUGGUUCUACCACUGUGGAUGAUCACAUCACACCAGCUGUGAAAAGUAACAGAGUCCUAGACUUCUCCCUGUUGAAGAACCCCUUCUUCUGCAUCUACACUUGGUCCGUGGUAUUCAGCCAGCUGGCUUACUUCAUCCCCUACUUCCACUUGUCUGCCCGGGCCAGGAACCUGGGUAUAGAUGCCAUGGAUGCUUCCUUCAUCAUCUCUGUGGCAGGUAUCACAGAGACUAUAGCCCAGCUAGGCUCUGGUUGGCUAGCGGAUAAGAACCUGUUCCAUAAGUACCACUAUCACAAGGCCUACCUGAUCCUGUGUGGAGUGGUCAACCUGGUUGCCCCACUGGCUAACACCUACAUCCUGCUCAUGGUUUACGCUGUCUUCUUUGCCAUCUUCUGUGGCGGUUACAUGGCACUGCUACUGCCUGUCCUGGUGGAUCUGGUAGGGCAAGAGAAACUCAACAACUCCAUGGGAUUUUCUAUGUUCUUCGUAGGCCUCGGCUGUCUGACAGGACCUCCUCUCGCAGGUUUCCUGUAUGACUACACCCAGACCUACGACUGCUCCUUCUACCUAGCGGGAGUGUGUUACCUGCUCUCCUCUGUCUCUCUCUUCCUGGAGCCCGUGGCGAGGAGGUGGCAGAGCAGAAAGAGGAGACGCGAGGCCCGCGAUGUAGAUACCAGCCGGAAGACUAAGGGCUGCUUCUGCCCUGAGCUUCCUGUCCUAAAGAACGGCAACAACAAUGGCGUUGUCUAGAAGGUAGUUUCACCCCAGCUAGCACAUUUGGUUCCUUGGAAGUUCGUAUGCAAAAUAACCAUAGGGCAAUCACCAUGCCUUAACAAUCACUACGGGAGCAGUAUGCUAGCUGGGGGACAUUACCAUACUCUCCUUCAUUAAGCCUGGAAUCAUGUAGAUGGAGGGAGGACAGGGUUGGCUUCCUGUUCCUAAUAUAUGUCAUUUAGCAGACACUUGGUAAUUAUUCAAAGCGACUUACAGUAAAGUGAGUACAGACAUUUUGGGGAUUUGUGAUCCCAGCGGGUAUCGAACUUGCGACCUUGGCAUUACUAGCACCAUUGCUCUUACUGAGACACACGUAACCAUGUAGAGGGAGGGAGAGCAGAGUUGGCUGCUUCCCCUUUCUGGCUGCUUCCCCUUUCUCGCUGCUUCCCCUUUCUCUCUCCUUCCUUAAAACAAGCAUGUGCCAACUGUGCCAGUUACCCAGCUUUUGGGUGGACUGAAAUGACCCUGCUGCUUUGGCGAAAGCCAAGGAAUAUCCAACUGACUGUCUGACUGACUGACUGAGGAGAAAGCCAAGGAAUACCCAACUGACUGACUGUCUGACUGAGGAGAAAGCCAAGGAAUACCCAACUGACUGACUGUCUGACUGAGGAGAAAGCCAAGGAAUACCCAACUGUCUGACUGACUGUCUGACUGAGGAGAAAGCCAAGGAAUACCCAACUGACUGUCUGACUGACUGACUGAGGAGAAAGCCAAGGAAUACCCAACUGACUGUCUGACUGAGGAGAAAGCCAAGGAAUACCCAACUGACUGUCUGACUGACUGACUGAGGAGAAAGCCAAGGAAUACCCAACUGACUGUCUGGCUGACUGACUGUCUGAGGAGAAAGCCAAGGAAUACCCAACUGACUGACUGACUGACUGACUGACUGUCUGACUGAGGAGAAAGCCAAGGAAUACCCAACUGACUGACUGACUGACUGACUGUCUGACUGAGGAGAAAGCCAAGGAAUACCCAACUGACUGACUGACUGACUGAGGAGAAAGCCAAGGAAUACCCAACUGACUGACUGUCUGACUGAGGAGAAAGCCAAGGAAUACCCAACUGACUGACUGACUGACUGAGGAGAAAGCCAAGGAAUACCCAACUGACUGACUGUCUGACUGAGGAGAAAGCCAAGGAAUACCCAACUGACUGACUGUCUGACUGAGGAGAAAGCCAAGGAAUACCCAACUGACUGACUGUCUGACUGAGGAGAAAGCCAAGGAAUACCCAACUGACUGACUGUCUGACUGAGGAGAAAGCCAAGGAAUACCCAACUGACUGACUGUCUGCCUGAGGAGAAAGCCAAGGAAUACCCAACUGACUGACUGUCUGACUGAGGAGAAAGCCAAGGAAUA